Messenger RNA from Ectocarpus sp. CCAP 1310/34, 1335 nucleotides. The record is from the annotation of a GenBank genome assembly. NCBI's taxonomy places the organism in Eukaryota, Phaeophyceae, Ectocarpales, Ectocarpaceae.
AUGGGUAUACAGACGGCCGCAGCGGCGGCGGCGGCGGUAGCAUCGGCAGGAGCGGCGGCGGCGCGGACGGGUUUGGCCAGAGCGCCGUCACCGACAGCAGCAUCGGCGGGAGCGGAGGUGGUGCGGACGGUUUCGGUCAGAGCGCCGUCACCGACAGCAGCAUCGGCGGGAGCGGAGGUGGUGCGGACGGUUUCGGUCAGAGCUCCGUCUCCGACAGCAGCAUCGGCGGGAGCGGAGGUGGUGCGGACGGUUUCGGUCAGAGCUCCGUCUCCGACAGCAGCAUCGGCGGCGGCGGCGUCCGCGGUCGCCGCGUUGGCGUUGGGUGUACAGACGGCCGCAGAGGCGGCAGUGUUGACGGCGGCGGCGGCGGUAGCAUCGGCAGGAGCGGCGGCGGCGCGGACGCGUUCGGCCAGAGCGCCGUCACCGACAGCAGCAUCGGCGGGAGCGGAGGUGGUGCGGACGGCUUCGGUCAGAGCUCCGUCUCCGACAGCAGCAUCGGCGGCGGCGGCGUCCGCGGUCGCCGCGUUGGCGUUGGGUGUACAGACGGCCGCAGAGGCGGCAGUGUUGACGGCGGUGACGGGGGUAACGGCAGCGGCGUCAGCAGCAGCGGAGUCCCCGGUCGCCGCGUUGGCUUCGGGUUUCCAGACGGCCGCAGCGGCGGCGGUAGCGACAUCGGUGAUGGGGGUUACGGCAACGGCGACAACAGCAGCGGCGUCCCCGGUCUUCGCAUUGGCGUCGGGUGUCCAGACGGCUGCAGGGGCGGCGGCGGCGGCACUGGUGACGGAGCGAGGACAGCGGCGGCGAUGGGAGCGGGGAAAGGGGUUGGAUCAAACCUGGAGUGGAGCCCCGAUGCACCCGUUCGACCCCGGUACGACAUUAUCGUGUGGCGCUAGGAGACGGGGGGCAGUACCAGGGUCGGCGUACCCCUUCGAUAGGGGCAGGAACGGGAGUGGCAGCUCCGGCGGCGGCAACGUCGGCAACAGCGGCAGCUGCAACAGCGACGCAACAGCGACGGGAGUGGCGGCUUCGGCCAGAGCUCCGGCGGCGACACCGGCUGCAGCAGGAGAAGCGACGGGAGUGGCUGCUUCGGCCAGAGCUCCGACGGCAGCAGCAGGCGGCAGCGGCGGCUUCGGCGAGAGCCUCGUCGGCGGCAGCGGCGACAACGGCGGCGGUAGUAGAGGCGGCAGUAGCGACGUCACCGGAAGCCGUGAUGCGCCUGAACUCGUGACGGUCGUGGCGGCGGGGAACGGCAACGGCGGCGAUGGCAGCGGCGGCAGCAGCGGUAGCGCCCUUGAGUCGACCGGGAACGGGGAGGACAAGGCAUAUACGUUUUAG